AUGAAAUCCUGGAGCAACUUACCAGAAGAAGUUUUGCUCAUAUUCAAUUCCAAUGAUAAUACAUCCUUCUUUGAAGACAGAAAAUUGCUAGAAAAAAAGGAUAUUUUUCAAUGUGAACUUGUCUGCAGAAAUUGGAAAUUGCCUGCACAAAGAACCAACUACAAAUCCUUGACUGUGAGUAGCCGUGAUACCAAAAACUUAAUAAACGCCCUGAAAAGUAGCCAAGAAUCACCCGGUAAAUUUGUUAAAGAGCUUAUUCUUCCUAAUUCAACGAACGGCUUGUGGAAGCAAUGUUUACCUGCUAUGGCCGACAUCUUUCCCUUCAUUGACACAUUGGAGGUGCAUGAACCAAACGAGGACUUUUACUCUACCUUGAUCUCCAUUAGCAGCGCAUCGAAAUGGAAAGGGCUAAAAAACUUUGAAUUCCCAAACAAUGAUUCAGAUCUUGGAAUGUACGCAUCUUGUGUUCAAAACUACCAGAGAAGUUUAGAACGCCUUUUGGUUUGUGACAAGAUCCAGCUCAUCCAUGCAAACGAGGGUGGCAUUAACAACGAACUUUAUUUCAGUCUACUUAAAGAACUCGGACAAUUUUCAAAGCUCAAAGAGUUAGUUAUCAAACGACAUGCUAAUGACUGUUUAGAAUCAUUUGACAAGAUCAUCGAAAAGUGCCAAAACUUGAGAAAAUUGGAUAUUGGAAUCUACCCGAAUUUGACAAUAGAAUAACAACCUCUGAAACAGACCUGUCUCGGAUUAAACCUCGGCCAGAUAUUAAAACACUUGACGGAUUGUUUGUUACAAGAUGAUAGCACCCUAUAUACAUUAUGCAUAAAUUUCCCUGCCUGCAGGAAUUGUUUAUCAAUCACAGUUGGCGAGAUGAUUCAGAAGAAAAUGACGGAUUGCAUAUGACAGUACCCAGAAUAACUGCCAAUAUUUUGACCAAAUUUAUAUCUUUCAUGACUCCAAUUUCUUCCUGUGCUAUAUCCAUUUGUAUCAAAAUACCUCUUGUUGUCGAUGCCCUUGAGGAAUAUACA
This is a messenger RNA of Mucor mucedo, 1031 nucleotides long. RefSeq lists its product as uncharacterized. The transcript has a single exon. Lineage: Eukaryota; Fungi; Mucoromycota; Mucoromycetes; Mucorales; Mucoraceae. Bases 1 to 723 code for a protein of 240 amino acids. The record is from RefSeq and is a predicted model, not a curated record.